Molecule: messenger RNA, 1527 nt
Organism: Drosophila melanogaster (fruit fly)
Lineage: Eukaryota; Metazoa; Arthropoda; Insecta; Diptera; Drosophilidae
Gene: ea
Product: easter
Exons: 3
Coding region: 695-1480 (261 amino acids)
Biological process (GO): proteolysis
Cellular component (GO): extracellular region
Molecular function (GO): peptidase activity; serine-type endopeptidase activity; hydrolase activity
Source: RefSeq, marked reviewed
UCAGUUGUGCGCCAAGCUCAGCUUCGGCCUCUUCGUUUCACUCCGCUCCGCUGUGGCACCUGGUAUCGUCCAUAUUAUCGCGCCGUUUAUUUUGAUAACUGCUUCUGCGGUCGGUCUGUAAUAUUGUUUUUAGGCAAAACAUUAUCCGCAAACCACUGACGACGUCUUGAGAAAGGACUAACGAGGUCCGAUUGCGCAACGAAAAUGCUAAAGCCAUCGAUUAUCUGCCUCUUUUUGGGCAUUUUGGCGAAAUCAUCGGCGGGCCUCGCUGGAAACCUGUUUCCGUACUUCCAUAGCUAAUGACCUAAUUUAUGUAUUCACAAUAUUGGUAAGCUCUCUGAACCUAAAGUCUGGAUUUCCAGAGUUCUACUUCCCCAACGAGGCGGCCCAGGUGCCCAACUAUGGGCGCUGCAUAACGCCGAAUCGGGAGCGUGCGCUGUGCAUCCAUCUGGAGGACUGCAAGUACCUAUACGGCCUGCUGACCACCACCCCGCUCCGGGACACGGACCGGCUUUACCUGAGUCGCAGCCAGUGCGGCUAUACGAACGGCAAGGUGCUCAUCUGCUGUCCGGACCGCUACAGGGAGAGCUCAUCGGAGACGACGCCACCGCCCAAGCCCAAUGUAACCAGCAACAGCCUUCUGCCGCUGCCAGGACAAUGCGGCAACAUCCUGUCCAAUCGCAUCUAUGGCGGAAUGAAGACCAAGAUCGACGAGUUCCCCUGGAUGGCUCUAAUUGAAUACACCAAAAGCCAGGGCAAAAAGGGUCACCAUUGCGGCGGAUCCUUGAUCAGCACAAGAUAUGUGAUCACAGCCUCGCAUUGUGUCAACGGAAAGGCACUGCCCACCGACUGGCGGUUGUCCGGUGUUCGUUUGGGCGAAUGGGACACCAACACUAAUCCCGAUUGCGAAGUAGAUGUGCGCGGCAUGAAGGACUGCGCGCCACCGCAUCUGGACGUGCCCGUGGAGCGUACUAUACCCCAUCCCGACUAUAUACCGGCCUCCAAGAACCAGGUCAACGACAUAGCCCUGCUGCGUCUGGCCCAGCAGGUGGAGUACACCGACUUUGUGCGACCCAUUUGCCUGCCUCUGGACGUCAAUCUGCGGUCGGCCACCUUCGACGGCAUCACCAUGGACGUGGCCGGCUGGGGCAAAACGGAGCAGCUGUCGGCCAGCAACCUCAAGCUGAAGGCAGCCGUGGAGGGAUUCCGGAUGGAUGAGUGCCAGAACGUCUACAGCAGCCAGGACAUUCUCCUCGAGGACACACAGAUGUGUGCCGGCGGCAAGGAAGGCGUCGACUCCUGUCGCGGUGACUCCGGGGGACCGCUCAUCGGCUUGGACACCAACAAGGUGAACACCUACUACUUCCUGGCCGGCGUCGUGUCAUUUGGACCGACUCCGUGCGGUCUGGCCGGAUGGCCAGGAGUUUACACGCUGGUGGGCAAGUACGUUGAUUGGAUACAAAACACUAUUGAGUCCUGAUUGUAAAAUGUCAUAUUGUAAAUAAAUUCGACUAACGGUUUCCGUUU